CGGGAUCUUUUAUCAGCGAGGAUUCUGGUAGACGCUCUGGAAGGGACACGUACAUUCGGCUGAUGGGAGGGCGUUGGGUCUAUAUGACCUCUCUGUCACCAGGACGGUCAACCAGAAUACGCUAGGGGGUGCUCUCCGCCAAGGAUAGCCUGCGGAACAAGCACUAUUCCUGGUGGCAUGAUUAAUAGAAGGCACGCCGCUUCACCCUGGUCCGUCCAUACUGCUGCACAAUGUCAACCAUUGAUAGCGCGAUUUUUAUCUCAAGCCCGGGGUCCGAUCGAACCGCUCAAGUGCCCCUGCAGAAGCAUCGUGGCGACCAGGAAUUUGGUCAAGCCAUGGCGAUCUUGGUCGAAAAGUCGCUUGUAUCGAUUUUCAUAUGUUGGACGCCACAACUCCCUGUUGCCCGGAAGCAUGUGUCGGUAAUACCGUCCGCCGCUCGAUGCUCAGCUCUACCAUACGCCGUGGCUUGCCAGUCAAACGGCACGAUCAAAACCCGCUCAUUGCAUGCAGAAUAUUUAAUUCGCAUCGCGUCUGUCGCCCAUUCGUCGACGUCUCUUGGGCCGAGGAGUCGUUUCUUCAUCCACCAGAGACAGACCAGAGACUGUGGCGGCAGUACCACACACCAUCUCUCCCCGGAUCGACCGUCAGAGCGCACUUGUUCAAAGCGCUGCGGCCGAUGCCCUCACGGCCGUGUUUGCCCACCAAGAUGCGUCCUCAAAGGUUCCCGAUAACCAUGUCUAAUAAUCCGCUCUCGGUCAGAAUUGCCGAGCUUUUCACCAUCGAGGGCUCGUCAUGCCGGACGCCGUUACCGCCCAAUAUCCUCGCUAUGACGGUUCUCGACGCCGUCGACACUGCCCAGGCUGUGGCAUCGCAUGAGAGUCACCUCGGCUGCGUCACCCAGGAAAGUCGUACAAACAGGGCCCGCCGCGGCUGGCAUGUCGAAUAUCUGCGCCCUCGGGGUAUCGAUGAGACAGGAGCAAAAAUCCCCCGCCUCGCUCGGUCACACAGUUUCGCCGUCAUUCUCCUAGCGAGUGGCGCGCGCUGUCAUCGGACUCAACGUCGCUGUCGGCCGUCAGACGGCCUAACACAACACCUACCUACAUAUGCCGCCAGUGCCCCGCAGGCGAGGGGUAUCCCGGUCUGUCAACCCUCGCUUGCUCCGUCCCAGGUGCGACAACAGGCCAGUCUAAUAGUCUCGGUGAAGGAGGCCGGUAAAUGGAGACAUCUCGGCCCGCACGAGAUGCUUCUAGCGUCGCCGUCGCCGCCAGAUCCUUCCCUUACCCUUCACAGCAGACAGAGCCAGGCUCCUUCCCUGACCGCUACUCCGACAAGUUGGGACUCUUAGACUCGCCAUUGUCGAGUCGCACGGCGGCAUGCACGAACAAUGUAACAGGCAACGCCGACAGGUUGGUCAUGCGGUACACUUACUGAGAAAAGGGAGGAAAGGGGUCAAGAAGGGCCGGCCGAGGUGCAUGGAGAGGUCGCCGAACA
This is a messenger RNA of Parathielavia appendiculata, 1491 nucleotides long. RefSeq lists its product as uncharacterized. The coding region runs from base 377 to 1345 and encodes 322 amino acids. The transcript is spliced from 2 exons. The record is from RefSeq and is a predicted model, not a curated record. NCBI's taxonomy places the organism in Eukaryota, Fungi, Ascomycota, Sordariomycetes, Sordariales, Chaetomiaceae.